UGGCAACACUACGACAAUCGCGACAACCUCCACCAGAGAAUCGAAACAAUUAAACAUCCACUAUUCUCGAUACAUAUCGCUCCUAGUCUUCUAGGUAUCUCGACGCUUCUCUCGAACGCUCUCAAAGCCAUCACGAACCGAGCUCACCCACCAAACUUCGCCAGCAGUAUCUCCAGCACCAUACUCAUCACGAGACGACCGAGCCCUCUAGCCUGAGAGGUAUCCCUCCUUCAUAACCGGUCCGCGCGCCGGCUCGCAGCGCCUCCCCUUCAAGUUCCUCCAAUAUACCCUCGAACAAAACAACCGCAAACGAAUACCAACCAAAAUGGCCAUCUACCACGCCAUCAACGCCUGCGCGCACCUCUCCAACGUCGCCGCCGCAAGGCUAGGCAUGACCUCCCUCCCCGCCAACAAAGUCAACCUCAACCUCGCCCUCGCCCUGCACCGCGCCGGCUUCAUCUCCACCGUCUACCGCGGCGGCCCGCACCCCCCCUCGCCCGAAGACCUCACCCGCCCGCCGCCGCCCACCACCCACGCCGACGCCGCCAGCCGCCGCCUCUGGCUCGGCCUCAAGUACUGGAACAACGAGCCCGUCCUGCGCAAGAUGGUCAACGUCCACCGCCCCAAGCGGCCCAUCACCCUCAAGACCGAGGACCUCCACCGCGUCGUCCGCGGCUUCCCCUCCAAGGACGGCCUCGUCAAGGGUCUCAACCUUGGCGAGUGCAUCUUCCUCAUGACUGACCGCGGUCUCCUCGAGGGUAGGGAAGCUCUGGCGAAGAAUAUGGGUGGUUUGGUGCUCUGUCGUGCGAGGUAAACCAUUCUGGAUCCCCCUCCCCCCCUUCCCCUGCCGUCUCAGGUUUUUAUGGUUGUUUUGGGUGGUUGGGAGGCAGAAGAGGGGGGAACUUGGUCCGCAUGAGAAGACGAAAGGAGGAUGAAGAGAAGGGAAAUAUCAAGACGUAGUGUCUGCAUAGAGCAGUCUACGAAUCUCAUACCCUGGGGGAUUGCUACUGGCCUUGGGAUAAGCCUGGUUUACCGAUAGGAAAACAAACCCCCCCUGUAUCUGUACCAUAUUGUACUGUCAUGAAAUUUGAGUCUGCCAAUAUUAGAACAAGUAAUGCAUCUCCUCAUGGACUUGUAGUAAGGGCUGGUCCUGAUAGACACGGCAACGUGAGAAACCACAUACCGCUGUAGCACUGGACGUGUAUUCUUCUACGUCCUUCGAAAUGGCAAAUAAACCAAGGCCAC
Molecule: messenger RNA, 1245 nt
Organism: Sodiomyces alkalinus F11
Lineage: Eukaryota; Fungi; Ascomycota; Sordariomycetes; Glomerellales; Plectosphaerellaceae
Product: mitochondrial 37S ribosomal protein S8
Exons: 1
Coding region: 326-814 (162 amino acids)
Biological process (GO): translation
Cellular component (GO): ribosome
Molecular function (GO): structural constituent of ribosome
Source: RefSeq, a predicted model, not a curated record